AUGUUUUUCUCAAGGAUGCUCUGUGGACUGCAGAGGAUGUCAAUUUUAAAGUGUGGAGACAACAGUGGAGUAAUAAAGGGAUGUAUAAUAGGACUCGGUAAAAACAAGCACGGGACAGGCAAGAUUGGAGAUAGGAUCAAGGUGUCAGUAAGGGACAAAACGCCCGAGUGUAAUCUGCAAACCAAGACGCCGAGGGGUAUAAUAGUCAGAAGGAAGAAGGAAACGUGUCGCAAGGACGGCAUGGUAUUCAAAUUUGACGAAAACGCAUUCGUCAUAAUAUCGAACAAUAAAUUGCAAGGAACUAAGAUAAAAGGCCCAGUGCUAGUGGAAACUAGACAUAGCUGUAAAUCAUUGUCGAAUAAAAUACUUUGA
Theileria orientalis strain Shintoku is the source of this 372-nucleotide messenger RNA. Its product is annotated as 50S ribosomal protein L14. Gene Ontology annotation, cellular component: mitochondrial large ribosomal subunit; ribosome. The transcript has a single exon. Gene Ontology annotation, molecular function: structural constituent of ribosome; large ribosomal subunit rRNA binding. Lineage: Eukaryota; Apicomplexa; Aconoidasida; Piroplasmida; Theileriidae. The record is from RefSeq and is a predicted model, not a curated record. Bases 1 to 372 code for a protein of 123 amino acids. Gene Ontology annotation, biological process: translation.